Molecule: messenger RNA, 2211 nt
Organism: Cryptotermes secundus
Lineage: Eukaryota; Metazoa; Arthropoda; Insecta; Blattodea; Kalotermitidae
Product: serpin B6
Exons: 8
Coding region: 88-1383 (431 amino acids)
Molecular function (GO): serine-type endopeptidase inhibitor activity
Source: RefSeq, a predicted model, not a curated record
CAUGCCAGGAAGGCCAGGAAGUACUUCGCUCUUUGGAGUUUGUUAAUCAGGGAACCGUUGCCGUGAUGUCCUUGAUGUGAUCGUGUGAUGUGGACUUUUGUUCUUGUGAAAGAUGACCAAGAUGACAUUAGAAUGAAAUCACAUGGCUUGAGGGCGUGUCAAGAUCGAGAAGAUUGUUGUUUGGUUGUGUUUGUGUGUCUUUUGAUAGUCAGUAUAUCUUCAGCCACAAUGUGUGAUAAUUAUGUAGAAGAAGGAGCAGCAGAGGCAUUGCAGAAGGUUGCCGAGGGAAAUGUUCAUUUCACCACCAGCCUGUAUAAGGCAGUUUCCAGCAAAGAUGGCAAUGUGCUCAUCUCGCCAGUCAGUGUGGAGCUGGUGUUGGCGCUUGCUUACAUGGGGGCUGCAGGUAGCACAGCAGAGCAGAUUGCAUCAGCCCUUCACUUGCCUCUGGACAGAGAAGAUGUGAAGACAGGCUUUGCAGCACUCCUUGGCUCACUCAAGAGCUCAGAAGAUAUGACACUGGAGAUUGCCAACAAAGUAUUCUCACAGAUCAACUACAGCAUUUUGCCAGAGUACAGGGCAGUAGCAGAGAAAUUCUUCCUUUCUGGAGCUCAGGAGCUUGAUUUUGCAGAUGGCGAGGGCUCCAGGAAAGUUAUCAACAGCUGGGUUGAAUCAAAAACAAACAACAAGAUCAAAGAUUUGAUACCCUCAGGAGUACUGAAUGAUCUCACAAGGCUUGUGCUAGUGAACGCUGUGUACUUCAAGGGGCUGUGGCACAGUCCAUUCAGUGCAGCCAACACAGUGCCAAAUGAGUUCCACCUGAGUAGCAGGGAGAGUAAGAUGGUCCCAAUGAUGUGUAAAACAGAUGAUUUUGGCUACCUGACAUCUCAGGAGUUGGAUGCAGAUAUAUUGGAAAUGCCUUACAAAGAUCAGAAGGUCAGCAUGUUUAUCAUCCUGCCUCAUGAUGUAGAUGGAAUCUCUAAACUGGAGGAGAAGUUGGCCAGUGAGAACCUUACCAAAGUUUUGCUACGCCUGCCAAAGCGAAAAGUAAGAGUCUCGGUGCCAAAAUUUAAACUGGAGGAGACAACAGACCUCAAAAACAUACUCAAGGAGUUGGGUAUGACAAGCAUGUUCCUGCCCUUGGAAGCUGAUUUCUCUGGGAUUUCUGGACACACAGAUUUAUAUGUUAGCAAGGUUAUGCAGAAGGCAUUCAUAGAUGUGAACGAGGAGGGCAGCGAGGCUGCAGCAGCUACUGCUGCUGUCUUGAUGCUGAGGUGUGCACAACUGCCUCUCAAAGAGUUCACCGCCAACCAUCCAUUUGUUUUUGUGAUCAAGAACGUUCAAAUAGGAGUUGUUUUGUUUGCUGGGCGAUUUUCAUAUGUUUAGUUCUUACAGGUAAAACUGUGCAGUGUAAGAAGUUCACAUUUUUCUGUAAGCAGCAUGUUAGUUAUUUUUAGUGGACAGUUUUCUAAAGUGUGGACUCGGUAAUGUAAAAGAUUAAUGGAACAGUUCCAGGUUAAGUCAUAAAGCCUGCUUUGCUGUCUGACAGAUGUUGCAAAUGUGUUGCUAACUAAGUAACUAGUCUGUUACUAACUGUAUGGACUUCUUUAUUUGCUGAGUUAAAUUCCUAACAUUUUGUGGAAGCUGAAGGUUCAUUGUAUUGUAUUUAUUCAGUAUUCCAGACAUCCACAAGAUGAAUACAGAACUUGUCCUCACUUAGUAUAUACAAACCAAUUACAAAAGUUGUUUACAUGGAACAAUACAACAGUAUAAAAUAUAAACUCAUUAAUUAUAACAAAAUAGGCAUUAUAGAGUUGUUUACAAUGAACAAAAAAAUCAUAAAUUACAAAUAUAAUACACAAGUGAGCCAUAAAAUUUACAUUCAGAUAUGUUAUUAUAACUACUCUCGAUAUUGAUCAAAGUACUCUUCCAAUGAGUAGAAUGAAUUCAUCUAUAAAAUUUUUUUAAAGUGGUUUUGAAUUUAGCUAUGUUACCAAUAACAUUCUUAAUAUGAGAGGGUAAUUGGUUAAAGAUUUUUAUCCCCGAAUAAUAGGCUCCCUUUUGAUAAGUGGAUAAAUUUGCCUGUGGAAUAUAUAAGUUAUUACUUUGCCUAGUUUCAAGGUUCUGACUUUAAAUGCUUGUUAUAAAAGGUCUUUAUGUUGAGCUACAAACAUCAAUAAGGACAAUAAAUAUUGAGACGUCAGAGGCAAAAUA